Molecule: messenger RNA, 2625 nt
Organism: Gadus macrocephalus (Pacific cod)
Lineage: Eukaryota; Metazoa; Chordata; Actinopteri; Gadiformes; Gadidae
Gene: pars2
Product: prolyl-tRNA synthetase 2, mitochondrial
Exons: 6
Coding region: 246-1694 (482 amino acids)
Biological process (GO): prolyl-tRNA aminoacylation
Cellular component (GO): mitochondrion; cytoplasm
Molecular function (GO): ATP binding; proline-tRNA ligase activity
Source: RefSeq, a predicted model, not a curated record
GACACUCCAUGCUGAGUUUGUACAGCAUGUCGAGAGAUAGGGCAUGACAGCAUCCUCUGCUGUGGACCUCAGAGCUAGGGCUAUUUAAUGUUAUUUUGUUAUGUUAUGUCGUUUGUACCAGCUCUUAUGAAUGACCCACACAGAUACUCAUACUGUAUGAUUACAGAGUGACUUCUUUCCAUUGAUCUGAAUGUUACCAGGACCCGUUUCUCUCAAUUAGACGUAGAGGUACGUCUGAAUCCUCAAUGGAGCCCUUACUGCACCAGCUCGGACAGAGACUCAUUCGCUGUGCACACCGAACCCUAAUUUGUAGAAAGUAUACACACGGGAAUGGAAACGGCGCAGAUCAUCCUUCAACUGGGUCCUCACACACGACGCCCGUCCUGCUCGUCUCUCGUCUGUACCAGCCCGCAAACCUACGCGAAGUAGGCCAAGAGAGUCGACAAGCGGGAGAGAUGACCUGCAAGAGUCAGCGGUUGAUGCAGCAGGCGGGACUCAUCCACCCGUCCAAUCCUGGUUGCUACUACUACCUCCCGGCUACUGUGCGCGCCAUGGAAAAGUUGGUGCGGCUAAUUGAUCAAGAGAUGCAGGGCAUCGGUGGUCAGAAGCUGGACAUGCCCAGCCUGUGCUCGGCCGAGCUGUGGAGGUCCAGCGAGCGCUGGGACCUGAUGGGCAAGGAGCUGUUCCGCCUUCAGGACCGCCAUGGGGUAGACUACUGCCUGGGCCCCACACACGAGGAGGCUGUGACCACCCUGGUCGCCCACCAGGCUAGCCUGUCCUACCGACAGCUCCCUAUACUUCUCUACCAGAUCACCCGCAAGUUCCGGGACGAGCCCAAGCCGCGCUUCGGCCUGCUGCGGGGCCGGGAGUUCUACAUGAAGGACAUGUACUCCUUCGACGUCAGCGAGGAGGCGGCGCGCCACACCUACGACUCGGUGUGCCAGGCCUACGGCAGGCUGUUCUCCCGCCUGGGCCUGCGCUGCCUGCGGGUGCAGGCCGACGCGGGGAACAUCGGCGGCACGCUCUCCCACGAGUUCCAGCUGCCGGCCGACAUCGGCGAGGACCGGCUGCUGGUCUGCGGCGGCUGCUCCUUCGCCGCCAACGAGGAAACCCUCGCGCCCGGCGAGACGGACUGCCCGCGGUGCCCCGCCGGCCCACUGGCCGAGUCCAAGGGGAUAGAGGUGGGGCACACCUUUUACCUGGGCGCCAAGUACUCCCGGGUAUUCAACGCCACCUUCAGCAACCACCAGAACCGGCCCGUGGUGAGUGAAAUGGGCUGCUACGGCCUGGGCGUGACGCGCAUCCUGGCGGCGGCCGUGGAGGUGAUGUCCACGGAGGAGGCCAUCCGCUGGCCCGGGCUGCUGGCGCCGUACCAGGUGUGCGUCGUACCGCCCAAGAAGGGGAGCAAGGGGUCCGAGGAGGGAGCGGCUCAAACGGAGGGACUGGUGCACGCGCUGCAAGGGGGGCUGCCCCGUCUGAGGGGGGAGGUGGUGCUGGACGACCGCACCCAGAUGACCAUCGGCAGGAGGCUGAAGGACGCCGUGCGGCUGGGCUACCCGUACGUGGUGGUGGUCGGGCAGGGCGCCCAAGAGGAGACGCCGCGGUUUGAGGUGAUCUGUCAGCAAACGGACGAGACUAUGUUUCUCAGUAAAGACCAACUGGUUGAUCUUCUGGGCAGGGUGGAAACUGUAUGAUGAUGUUGAAAGGAUUGAAGACAAUUGAAAAUGAUGCGUGUGUACAUGUGUAUUAAGAAUCAUAUAUUGUGAAUAAAUGGGGUUAUAGGUGGAUCAAACUGGUUUUGUGUGAUGGUUGAACAUUGACACGGCUGUGCAAUUAUAUUACUUAUAUUUCUAGCACCAUACAUUUACAUUUUAAUUUAGGGCAUUUAGCAGCCGCUUUAUCCAAAGCGACUUGCAUAAGAACAUUUGUUAAAAGCAUACCUGUUUGGCCUUAAGCAUUGACAAUUUCAACUCAGCUAUGGUCAAUUGAUUUGUCGCAAAAGGUCCGGUUAUGUCAUUGGCUUGCCAUUAUGCUUUUUAGGUGUCAUGGUGACUCGCAUUUUUUCCCCCUUGUUGCUAUUCAUUACAUUAGUAGGCAUCCUCCGAUUUGGUGAGAUACUUGUACAAACGUUCAGCCUUUUUGACAGAUACUCUAUCCCUCUCAUGUUCAUAAAUGUCUUAUUCGCUAGUAGUGCUGACAUUAUUAGAAUUUUUAGAAGAAUAUAAUGUGCGUUAUGAGUCUGACAAAUGUAGAGCGAUGGAUGCGGAACUUAUGACGUGCGAAAUGUUUCUGGUCGGAGCGUUAUAACCUAGUGUCGUUCCCUCCACAUGGUAGUGCGCUCAUCGUCUGUCACCGAUAGUAAACAAGUAGCAACCCCUGGAGAACUCCCUCAGUCCCUGUCAAAGAUGACUUCGGCCGACGACAGCGAUGAUGACUGGGAUGAGUUUAUGGACAAAUUUACGAAAGAAAGAUACAAAAAUGGUUUUAGCGAAGGCAAUUGGGAAGAGGAGAUGGAGAAAAUACCAUUGUUCAUGACGAAAGCCCCAGAAGAAAUUGACCCUAAAACGCAUCCGCAAUUGGCUUGUCUUCAGGCCCUUAUCCACGAUGAAGACAGGACUCCCGAGG